Molecule: messenger RNA, 1147 nt
Organism: Puntigrus tetrazona (Sumatra barb)
Lineage: Eukaryota; Metazoa; Chordata; Actinopteri; Cypriniformes; Cyprinidae
Gene: ier3
Product: immediate early response 3
Exons: 1
Coding region: 72-695 (207 amino acids)
Biological process (GO): negative regulation of apoptotic process
Source: RefSeq, a predicted model, not a curated record
UUAGAGAAGUCACUUUUGAGAAGCACAGACACAGAGCGACUAACGCACGCUGGAACUGACCUGAACUAGCAAUGUACACCAGAUCAGACAGCCUGGUCUUCUCGCUACCGACGAACGCGUUCUUCCAGCCGCAGUCGCAGUUUGAUUUCAGAGCGAUGAUGCCGCGCAACACCGAGCCGGAGAUCUUCACCUUCGAGCGGAUCCCGGAGCCGCAGCAGCCGGCGUUCCCUCCCCGCGGAGCCGCGGUGCGCCCGCGCAAGAGGAACACCCGCGUCAUGUACCCCUCCAAAGUGCGCAAAUAUCUGCCCCCGGCCGAGAAGAGCCCGGCCAAGCGCUGGCUGCUCGUGCUGUGCCUGGUGGUCUUCAUGCAGAUCUACACCGAGGAGGGAUCCGUCGAGACCUCUCAGAGCGAGGGACCGACCUUCACCGACGCAACUUCGUACAAUGUUCUCUUCAAGUCAGCCGAGGAGCAAACCAGACAAAUGAUGAGCAGCUGUCCUGAGGAGCUCGGCCUGAUGUCUCAUCGGCAGCCCGGCAGCGAGGAGAAGAAGGAGAGCUCCUGGCUUCUGAACACUACGUGCCCGAGCUCCGUUUGGGAGGAGGACAUCAACACUCUCUACCAGCAGAGCAGGAGGAACGGAUACGUGGUGGCCCUUCUCUACCCAGUGUACCAUAAACUUGGCACAGAGAACUGAACCAACUCGGAAUCAAGUUUAAGGACUAAUAAUACCUUCUUGGAGAAGAGAAGCAGGCUCAUGCGACACCCAAGUUGUGCUUGGAGAACCAAGCUUGUCUCCACAGAGCUAGUGAUGGAAAACACAAGCUGAGGAGACGUCCCAUGGACUUGAACGACGAAGAAACUUUAUAACGGAAUGAAACUUGAACGGCUCAUUUAGAUUUACUUGAAAAUGUCUCAACUGAAGUGUAGCCUCACGAGUAGACCUGUUGUACGUGUGAACUCACGAGGGUGUCUCAACGACCAUUUGUGUUUGCCGAACGCUGGCGAAAUACUUGAAUCUCACAUUGAAGAUCUCUAUGCGUUACAUGAAGAAAUAUUUGUUGUAGCUAUUUAUUUAAAGUUAUUUAUUUAUUGUUAUUUGCUUAUUUAUUUCCCAUUGUCUCGUGAAAAUAAACUGACAUUUGCAUA